AUGCGCCAUGGCCACUUCACCAUCCGAGGCACCCCAAAAUCGACGCGCACCGAAACGAAGAAUCAGGCGAAUGAUGAUACGAGUUCGAUCACGGAUGAUGUGCGCGGAGCAGAAUACUAUCACGGACUUGUGCCGCGUACCGACGUCGAGCCGCUGCUGAAGAAGGACGGGGAUUUCCUGUUGAGGAAGACUGAACAUACCCCUGGCGUGAUCGUGCUGGCGAUUUCGGUUCGCGUGGGGACGGCGGUGCGUCACUUCAUGAUCAACCAAGAUCCCAGCGGAACAUUCUAUCUGGAGGGUCAUCACGAAAAGUCCAUCUCGGAACUCAUAAAUUGGCAUAGGACGACAAAGACCCCGCUGUCGGCCACCUCAAACGCCGUGCUGAAGCGACCGGUGGAGAGGACGGCCUGGCUGCUCAACCACGAUUCCAUCACACUCGUCAAGAAGCUUGGAGAGGAGCUUUGGGAGGUAUUUCUGGCUGAAUACGCGAUGGGUAAGGACAAGCAAGAGGUGGCGGUGAAGACGAUGCGCACCGAGGUGACCCGCGAGGCUCGCCUCAAAUUCAUGAAGGAGGCCCGCCUGAUGAGAAAGUACAGCCAUAAACAUGUCGUCAAGAUUCUUGGUGUGGCGGUGCACGAGCACCCGUUGAUGCUUGUGAUGGAGGUGUGCCCUGGGGGUUCUCUACUCUCCUAUCUGCGCAAGAAUAAGGGCAAAAUGGAUGGCGCCAUCAAGAUUCG
Mesorhabditis spiculigera is the source of this 737-nucleotide messenger RNA. NCBI's taxonomy places the organism in Eukaryota, Metazoa, Nematoda, Chromadorea, Rhabditida, Rhabditidae. The record is from the annotation of a GenBank genome assembly.